Molecule: messenger RNA, 384 nt
Organism: Rotaria sp. Silwood2
Lineage: Eukaryota; Metazoa; Rotifera; Eurotatoria; Philodinida; Philodinidae
Source: the annotation of a GenBank genome assembly
AUGCAUCGACUCUUCAAUCCGAAUAUACAAACUAGUGCAAGUGCAUCGUCUACAUCUAAUAUUUAUUAUGCUUAUGGUGGUCAUGUAUUAACUGAAGCUACCAAAUUUUAUGGUGGUUGGACUAAUACUCAAAUAAAUAUUAUCAACACAUUAAUUUCGACAAUUGGAAAUACAGCAUGGUUCAACAUCGAAAAGGCCUACUACUAUCAAGCCACGUCCACAAGUUCCAAAAUAUACACAAAUGGUCCACUCACUCUCGGAGGUGCAUGGACAUUGCCCUACUUUUAUGGAACUUCACUUGAGGGUACGGAUAUACCAGAUGCAUUAUCUUAUUAUGUUACAUAUGGACAACUACCAGAUGAUCCAAACAGUAUAUACUUAUGA